Molecule: messenger RNA, 893 nt
Organism: Pyrus x bretschneideri (Chinese white pear)
Lineage: Eukaryota; Viridiplantae; Streptophyta; Magnoliopsida; Rosales; Rosaceae
Exons: 3
Coding region: 28-717 (229 amino acids)
Molecular function (GO): protein binding
Source: RefSeq, a predicted model, not a curated record
UUGCCAACAAAAUUAAAUCAAAACAAUAUGAGGGCAUGUAAAGCACCACCCAUUCCCCAUCUUCUCCCGACCUCUUCUUCCUCAACUCAACCAGCAAACGUAAAAUGGCCAUUGCUGAGCAGGCGCUUGGUUCUCUUGUCACUUCCUUUGUCUACUUUUCUGCUCCCAAGUAAAGCUAGCUGUAGUGUCACCAACAGUACCAAUGUAAAUUCAACAACUCCUUCUGGUUCCACUUCUUCUGCUCUCACAAGCUUCAACCCGAUAAGCGCUGCUGAGAGAGAUGCAAGCGAUGCAAUUUCUCGAAGAAUAUCGGAUGCCUUGGAGUUGUUGGAGAAAGGGAGGGAGCUACAGGCUCUGGGUGACUUUGACCAAGCUCUUGUCUGUUUUACUCAGGUGAUUGAGAAGUACAAUGACUUUGCCUUUUCAGACUAUGCAAGAGUAGGCAGAUCCUUGGUUUUGUAUGAGGUUGGCAACAGAGAAGAUGCAAUUGCAGAGAUGGAGGAUGUUUCCAUAUCUUUGAAGGGAUAUCCAGAAGUGCAUGCAGCUCUAGCAGCAGCCUUGUAUGUCGACAAACACGCCCCACUGCUAGCAGAAAAUCAGUUCACAAUUGCAACGCUUCUUGAUCCUCACUAUACGGACCUCUCAUAUGUCAAAGAAAUGAAGCAUUGGCCUCCAAGUUUGGUUAGUUCAUUGCAGCACUUCAUCACACUUUCCUAGUAGAAUUAUGUUUUAUGUAAUUCUGUUACGAACUACUCAACAGUCACGGCGAUGUUUGGUAUCUAUUGGUCACCUACAAAUUGUAAAUACUUACGCUAAGAAAUAUUAUCAUUGUAACUUACGAUAUGGUUUCCGGUGAUAAACCAAGUGAAAACGAAUGAAUCUUUCUUAUACAA